This is a messenger RNA of Mangifera indica (mango), 545 nucleotides long. RefSeq names its product putative lipid-transfer protein DIR1. Bases 51 to 365 code for a protein of 104 amino acids. Gene Ontology annotation, biological process: systemic acquired resistance. The record is from RefSeq and is a predicted model, not a curated record. NCBI's taxonomy places the organism in Eukaryota, Viridiplantae, Streptophyta, Magnoliopsida, Sapindales, Anacardiaceae. Gene Ontology annotation, molecular function: fatty acid binding. The transcript has a single exon.
AAACUCAAUCACAAUAUCACUGACUGCACACCUGGUUGCAUAACAGGGAGAUGACAAUGAAGAAGAUGGUGAUUUUGAUGCUCUUAAUGGUGUCAGUGUCAUUAAAGGUGGAAACCUCCACUGCUCUGGAAUUGUGCGACAUGGACGAUGAGGGUAUUACGGCAUGUAAGCCAUCGGUGAUGAAACCGGAGCCGGUUGCGCCAUCGGAAGAAUGUUGCAAGGCUGUUAAAGGAGCUAACUUGACUUGCUUGUGCUCUUAUAGAACCUCGCCAUGGCUGCCUGCUCUUGGGAUUGAUCCUGAUCUUGCUUUGGAGCUGCCUUCCAAAUGCAACCUUACCCUUCCUGCUGAUUGCCAAAAUGACUGAUUAAGGUAACCUCUUUUCUUUCCUUUAUUUUAUUUUUAUUUUUAACACCAUUAUCAUUAUGAAAAUUAUGUAAUAAUUAUUCACUUAUUAUUUUGACAAUUUUAAUUCAAGUGAUGUUGUGCUAUGCUAUGCUGUUGUACCCCAAAUUUUAUCUUAUUAAAACUUCCAUUUAAAGGACAA